Molecule: messenger RNA, 1629 nt
Organism: Marchantia polymorpha subsp. ruderalis
Lineage: Eukaryota; Viridiplantae; Streptophyta; Marchantiopsida; Marchantiales; Marchantiaceae
Source: the annotation of a GenBank genome assembly
GAGAAAGUACUGUCCUUGCAGCACACAGGAAACUAAACUUCCCUCCUUCCCUGCACCAAAUCCGUGUUCGAGGGACCGCAUGCUGCAAAUACCACCUCAUGCUGCUAUAGCAACACCCUGAGCGCCCAGGGCCUCCCCCGUUGCCCCCAAACAGUUGCCAUUCCGAGGCCCUCAUCGUGUGCCAGCUUUGCAUUAUUCCAAUUGGAGCACGGACUUCCCCACAUGUCAGACCCGACACAAGCAGUUCCAUAAGAACGACCAUCAAACUCAGGAUUCUCGCGUGGAAGUGAUCGGCACUGCACUCGAGCACCACUGACGCCACGACAAUAUACUACCGAGCCCUUUGCUCCAAUUGUGCCAACAGAAUGUUCAUAACAAGCCAUGGUCGCCGGGAAGUAAUUCACUUCGAGACUGUGCGAGGGAUGGAUCGAUGAAAGCCAGAUUGAUGAGAGCCUACAGGAAAUGGGGACUGCCCGAAGGCCUCCUUCAUACAUCGAUGUGAAAUUCUCGGAGCUGACUUCGGCUGCGAGGGUCAGGAGCCCCCCCCUAGAUGACAGAGCAAGCAGCACAGAGUGACACGUACAUGGUAAAAGCGCAAACGAUAAAGGGGAAAUAUUCAACUUAUCCCCGCGCCCACAGGAGAACACGGAGCCCGGCAUAGAGUUCGGUAGAGGGGAGAGUUCGGUCAAGGCCGUGCCUCGAGUGUCAGGCUGCUUUGAAGUGGGAGGGACGCGAACGCCAACUGCUGGGAUUCUGGGUUUUGGGUGGUGGCGAAGGUGGUGGCCAUAGCCAGAGAAGAGCUCAGCGCAGAGUGAGCUCCAUCAGAAAUCAUGCAGCUCUGCCUGAGUCCGUCUCUGGGGCUCAAAGCGCCUCCCCUUGCCCCAGGAUGUCGCUGCCAGGCCGAACCUCCCUCGACGCUGAGGCCUGCUGCGUCUCAAGCUCAAAUUCCGAAGCUCUCACCAUUCGCCCGCCUGUCCACGGCUUGUCUGGAAAGUGUGAAUCCUUCGUCUCUCGCUGCAUUUCUUCUUCCCGUGGCUGCUGCGUGCACGGUCCUCACGGCAUUUCCGACUCCAGUUGAGGCAGGAAUUUUGUCAGGAUCUGGAGGCCUGGAGUCAUUGCAGCUCCCUACGCUUCCUGAACCAGACUUUCUCAAGAAGAUGCAAGAAAACAGCAGGAAAAAGUACGAAGAUUUUGACUCCAGAUUCAAGGCCUCCCCGUAUCUUCAAGGGCUCCUGAAAAAGUCGAAAGAAAACGCCGAAUUGCACAGGAAGGAGAUUGAGGACAAGUACUGCGAACGUGGCGCGGAAUGGGGAGUGGGAGAUUGUUCUCUAAAUGGUCUUCCUCAGGCUGACAAGGAUGCCUUCUUGGAGGCACUGCGGAAACAGAUGAACAAAACAGAAUAGCAAGCAAUUAGAAAUUGUAUUCUCUGGGUUUUAUUUUAGCGAAUGGUGAACCUGCACAGGAGCUCAACUCGUAGCCGAAAAGAAUUUGCUCAUGAGCGCUGGAGAUUAAAAGUAGAUGAGAUUUUAAGCAUCUCAUUCUGCCCCCGUUCAGUGUUUCAGACCGAAAAAACAUUUUGUAUGAAUUAUUUCCUUUACCAAUGCACUACUGCCGUCGAUAUUAAGCACC